AGCCGACAAUAAUAUCGCCCAACUGUAAACACAGGUAAACACGUCAUUUUUAGUUUAUUUACCUACAAAUGCCGGCUGCCUGUAAUGACAGGAGUCAUUGUAUAUUUAUAUUGUGAUUGGAAGAACGAUGUUCACAGCAUCAUAAUUUAUAGAUGAAAAACUAUAAAAAUGUCUGAAUAUUUCUACGAUGUAUACGACGACGAAAACGAAGGUUUUUAUGACACAUAUGAUGACAAAAGUGAUUGGUUUAUUCGUAACUAUAAAACAGCCGAUUGGAGAGAUGUGUAUAAAAGCUGUAUUAUUCCUUCGUGCUUCCAGAUAAUAAAUUAUAUUGCACCGUUUGUGGCAAUGAAUAUUUUUCUGUGUAUCGGCAACAAACUUCAAGCACGUUACUUACCAUCACUUUAUAAUAUAACACAUUCUCUCAGUUUUGGCUGUGGCUUAUUUUUAAUAUACAACACGCUAGACCAUGGUCAUUUAUAUCUAGGACAGUUUUUUAUAUCUGUAUAUUUACUGAUCAAACUUUCAUUUAUUGACCAAAAGCGUAUAAGGUUUGAUUUACUGAUAAGCAUUUAUUCAAUACUUUACUUAAUUAUAUGCGAGCUCUUGGAAAGAGAUCCCAAAAUUUGGCACCAUAUACGAGGUGUCUUGAUGAUUGCAGUGAUGAAAUCUAUCUCUCUCGCCAUGGAUACAAAAGCUGAUAGAUCACUGAGGGACAGGAUUUCUAUAAUCUCCUAUCUUGGCUAUAUCUGUUGUCCAGCAAACUGUAUUUUCGGACCAUGGAUAUCAUUUAAUGAGUACCUGAAUAAUAUAACCAGAUCUAAGGCUAGGCUUAAAUUGAAUCUCAAAUACUUUAUCCAGAUAGUACUGAACCUUGCACUGUCUGUUUUAUGCUUAUUGGUUUCCAACUGUGGUGAUAGCAUGUUUAGCACUGAGCAUUUAUGGAAAUGGAUAGUCGCUUAUGGCGCUGCGUUAUCAUUCCGGAUGAGUCACUAUUUUGUAUCGUUUUUGUCACAAACAACAAUGGUAUCUGCAGGAUUCGCAGGCACCAUAGAUGAUACAUUGGCAAAACCAUUGCCUAACAAACAAGCACAAUAUAUUGGAUAUACAGUCGUACGGCCGUGGAGAAUAGAAUUUCCAAGGUCACUUGUACAUGUCGUAGUUGCGUGGAAUUUUCCAAUGCAUAAUUUCCUAAAACAAUAUAUCUUUCGAGCCAUAAAACCGCAUGGGACAUUCGCCGCUGUUUUCCUAACAUAUGUGACGUCAUCGUUACUUCAUGGAUUAAAUUUCCAACUGUGGGCCACUCUGCUGACAAUAGGUGUGUGGAGCUAUGUGGAGUACAACAUAAGAAACAAACUCGCACAUAUAUUUUCAUCCUGCGUUUCAGUGAACAAAUGUUUGAUACCAUGUACGAAGCACCAAUUAGGGCAUAAAAAAGUCUUGACAAUUUUUAUUAAUUCAAUAUUUACUUUACUAUGUGUCAUAAACCUCACAUAUUUAGGAGCUAUCUUUGAUUCAAACUCUCAAUUGCAAACAGAAGGUUAUUCAUUUAACCAUACGUUAGAUAAAUGGAAUAGGCUUGACUAUAUGUCACAUUGGCUACUGCUGUUAGGAUACUUUUUUAACUGGCUUAUUUGAUAAAAAUGAUAACUUCACUGUCAGUAUUAAACUUUGUGAUAAAAAUAGAGAGAAACUAAAUAUAUCUGAAUAAACGAAA
This is a messenger RNA of Armigeres subalbatus, 1717 nucleotides long. RefSeq names its product protein-serine O-palmitoleoyltransferase porcupine (gene por). NCBI's taxonomy places the organism in Eukaryota, Metazoa, Arthropoda, Insecta, Diptera, Culicidae. The transcript has 7 exons. Gene Ontology annotation, cellular component: membrane; endoplasmic reticulum. Gene Ontology annotation, biological process: protein palmitoylation; Wnt protein secretion; lipid modification. The record is from RefSeq and is a predicted model, not a curated record. The coding region runs from base 169 to 1638 and encodes 489 amino acids. Gene Ontology annotation, molecular function: Wnt-protein binding; palmitoleoyltransferase activity.